This is a messenger RNA of Branchiostoma floridae (Florida lancelet), 2490 nucleotides long. Its product is annotated as E3 ubiquitin-protein ligase RLIM-like. Gene Ontology annotation, cellular component: nucleoplasm; cytoplasm. The transcript is spliced from 13 exons. Lineage: Eukaryota; Metazoa; Chordata; Leptocardii; Amphioxiformes; Branchiostomatidae. The coding region runs from base 212 to 2176 and encodes 654 amino acids. The record is from RefSeq and is a predicted model, not a curated record.
AGAAGUUGGUCCAGUGCCAAAUGUUCAUGAGAACCGGAAGUGUGACGUCAUGGUCACGGGACGUACGUGCCCGAACGUGCUUCCCGGCAUGCAAUGUUACAAAUGGCUCCUGUUGUUUGAGUUGUUGUGUUUUUCUCUAAGGACCAACGAUGACGUAGCAUCUUGGUUAGUGAGACCUGACAGUGACACUGACUGAAGGAGGAUAUGGCUUAUGGUGGCAACCAGACAACACUCAGCGGUCGCAAUUGUCACAGGUUUAUGUGGGAGUUGGAGGAACGUUAUGGAGUCCUUAGUUGUCAUGGUAACCGCCAUGUCAGGCCCCAGUACCGCUGGAGCCAGUGAAGAGGCUAUGAUGGGAAACCUGGGCUCCUCGGGAACGAGCAGUGCAGACAGGGGAGGGGGGUUCCUCCGGAGGAGCGAGCGGAUUGGCCGGAGGCUGGGGCUCUUCAGCUCCGCCCGGGUGGGCGAGGCACCGUCAGUGCCGUCCACAGCGUCCGCUUCAGCGUCUGACGAGCCGGCAGAACCGAGAAGUAGACGCCGGCGGGGGGCGAGCUGUUUCCCGCGCAGAAGCCGCCACCAUUCCCGCACCAGGAGCAGGUCCCCGUUGGAGAGUCGUUCGAGUUCCCCGACCGUGAGCACAGCGUCGUCCAGCGGUUAUGUCACCGCCACACCGCGUACGGUCGAGUCCGCCUCCCAGAGCAGCAGCCAAUCGUCAGCCAGCUCCGGGCGUGUCCGCCGUACGGGCGCGCGGUGGGCGGAGUUUCUGGCUCGCGGGAGCCAGAGCAGAAGAGACAGUCCCGGUACUGCCGCGGGGGGUGACAGCAGUGGUGGGAACGGCAGUUCCAGCACCAUUCUGAACCUGUCCACUCUGUACCCCAGCGGAGAGUUCGUUACCACAACGUCUAACGAGUCCACGUCCACCGUUCAUGUCAGGGUCCGGGGACCGGUACGGGAUUCCUCGCAGGCCGCCACAGAACCUGAGGUGGUGCCCACGGGUCGGUUUGGCUUUGGGUAUAACCUGCGUAGUCGCGCCCGUGCCCAGCGUGCCGCCUCCACGCCCCCAGCCGGCCCAGCGCCCGCGGCGCGCUCCAGGCCCGCGGUGGUGCCCACGGGUCGGUUUGGUUAUAACCUGCGGAGUCGUGCCCGUGCCCAGCGUGCCGCCUCCACGCCCCCGGCCGGCCCCACGCCCGCGGCACGCUCCAGGCCCGCGGCGCGCCCCACGGCAGAGUCCAGCCCUGACGAGGCCGGCCUGCGGCUUGCCGACCUGCUGUCGCUGCGAAUCAGCGUCCGGCCGACUGAUCGUGACACGAGUUCCGCCGCUCCUGAGUCCGCAACCGCCGGCCAACCGGACGCCUCGGAGGCCAGGGGCAGGGAGGACACCGGCAGUGCAGAGGCCAGGGGCAGGGAGGACUCCAGCAGUGCAGGUGCGAGCAGCCCGGAGAGCCGCGGGGAGUCGGCAGCGAGGGCCCAGGGAACUCGUAUCACGAUUAUCCGCAUCCGGACCGCGCCGUCUACUCCUGACCUGGGCAGCCGGGAGGGGGCGCAGCCACGCAUAGCUGUCUCCACCCACAACGUGAAUGGACCGACCCACGCCUCCAGCACUGCAGCUAGGAGAGAGGACAGUACCACUGAAGCUGCGGGGAAUGGCAGUUCCUCCAGCACGCCAUCCUCCGAGUCCCGGAGUCCUGGAGCGGCGCCCGCCUCCGGACCGCUCCGAGAGCGCAUCUCUGUGAUGGAAUUCGACACCAACGGGGACUCCGACAACGAGUCGGACAGCGACAUUCUGGAGAUGAUCAACAGUCGGCUGCGACAAGUCGCCGCCAGAACGGAGGAACAGGAAGGCGCUAUCCGCCCCCGCAGAGCGCUGUCAGCAAACCAGGCCUCCCCGCUCACUCUGGUGUUCUUAGGCAUCGUUAUAUCUGCGGACGGAGAGGAUACGCCCCGCGGCCUGACGAAGGAACAAAUCGACACCCUGCCGACGCGCACGUUCAGCGAGCCUUCCCGCGAGGAGAACGCCACCAACUCUUGUAACGUCUGCAUCACGGAUUACAUCGAGGGGUCCGUUCUACGCUGUCUUCCAUGUACACACGAGUUUCACGCCGUCUGCGUCGAUCGCUGGCUCGGAAUCAACGCGUCCUGUCCCGUCUGUCGCCACACGGUAACAAGCGAAGCUUAGCGCUCAACAAACUGUCGUCACACAAAGAUUAGAAAAUUAACGAACUAUUCUGCUGUGAAACAACGGCCUAGGGAAAAACUGUUCUGUUACUGAUCAUGGUCCUGAAAAAAUUAGGGUUGGUAGGUAGGGAUUCUUUUUUUCCCUUAUUUAAAGAUUUUUAAAGAUUGAGUUAUGAUCAAGAAAAAACGACAACAAUAUAAAACAAUAUAGAAAUGCAUUCGGAUACUGGUUCUUCAACACUGUAUUGUCAUAAUUAAUGUACAUGACUACAUUGUACAAGCAAAGAAGAAUAUAAAGUUUACUGUACAUGGUCA